Messenger RNA from Porites evermanni, 2925 nucleotides. The record is from the annotation of a GenBank genome assembly. NCBI's taxonomy places the organism in Eukaryota, Metazoa, Cnidaria, Anthozoa, Scleractinia, Poritidae.
AUGCCACAUCCGGUAGCGCAUGCGCAUAAACUACUUCUAUUGUUGAGACGUCGUCGUCCUCUGGGAAGUCAUCGAUUCGUAAGCUCCCUAUUUAUCCAGGACCUGUAGGCAGGACACAAUCCACAAACAAGCUGGAAUAUUCUUGUUGUUUUAGUUUAUGCCAGUGGCAAACAAGAAUUUUGAGCCUUGCUUCUCAUCGCCUGAGCCAUUGAUCCAAUGAAUGGCAAGGCUCAGAAUUCAUAUACCCCAUUUCUAUUGGGUCAUGUUUUCAUUUGGGGGCUCAUAGAGACCUUACAAUAUUUUGCACCCUUGACACGCCCCCUUGUCGCCUUCGUCACGUGCACAAAUUUGCCCCAAGUCUACUUCGCACGAAUCAGUAACUCUUUGUGAAAGUAACCUGUGACUUGUGAAUAUGGAUUAUUCAGCCAGUUACACAGGCGACUCGAAAGAAUGUGCGACCAUCUGUUUACUAGUCCAGGUGCGCCACCUCUUGCGUUUCAUUAGCUCCUUAAAAGUGCUCUUGAUUUCUUAGGUACGGCUUUCCAAGCAGGGAGUCGGUGGAACACUUUAUGUAGAUGACAUAUACGUGACUUCAGGCCAAUUGUAUCGCCAAUUAUUCCAGAUAUACCCACUUGAGAGGCUCUUCCUAGGAGGAGUUCCCAAAGAUUUUUAUGCCAAACGAGUUCCGGUUAGUAAAUUUGCAGCUUCUUCUUCUUCGGAGUGUCAGGACAUAAGCAUCGUCAAAUUAAACAUAUUGGCCUUAACAAAGCCGUCAUUUCGCGAGCUAAAUUCACGGAAACACUAAAAAAUUUAUUGAUGUCAAAAUAGUCUGAAAUUAUACUCAACAAAUCAUCCUAUCCGGUGUGCUGUAGCACUGGGCACAUCGCGACAUGCUGUCAAAUGAAGGCUUUUUUUACCUUCAAGAACGAAAGGUUUAUAACUCAAAUAACAAAUGGUAGUGAAGUGUCCGCAUUGGCGAGGUUGACUUUAGAUGAGAAUCUGCUGACUGGGGAAGAAAGAAGUGACCGUUGUCCUCAUUAUCGGGUGUCCGUAUUAAGCGGGUUAAAUUUAGAGAAAAUGUAUGGGCCUUCCUUAAGGAUAAAGACAACUGUCUGACGAACUAUCCGUAUUAAUCGGGUGUCCGUAAUGCGCGGUUUGACGGUAGUGAUAAAUAUAACUAAAUUUCGUUUCAAUCGUUUACCGACGCAGCACAACACUUGUUAAGAAACUAACCCCUCAUAUCACUGUAGGUGGCGUCACAAAACAGUUUCCCAGGAUGCAUCGCGAACUUGACAGUAAAUAAAAAGAACAUUGACACUCCACCUAGUAAGUUUAAUACGCAGAGCUGUUACCGCGACAGCCCUGAAUCGGGAGUCAGCUUUAAAAAUGGAGGAGGCUACCUUAAAGUCGGUGAGUUAACUUCAGCUUUUUGAUGGUCUGUAAGGAUUUCUCUGAAUUUAUUAAAACUGCUGAAAAGAAUGCUUUAAGUGGUAGACUUGGGAAGUGUGAGAGUGAUCUGUCAGAGACAGGCGAAAAUACACGUGGGGCGUGAGAAUUAUCUGUAAUUAUCUUAAAGAACUAAACACAUACCAAUUCCACAAACAUUUGAAACCUUAUUUGCUGUCAGAUCAACAUACUUAACAUAACUUAAGCACAUACUCUUUCUUUCUUAAUACAUUGUAUUUUAAAACUGCUUCUUUGGAAAUAAAUUCUAUCUCAAUUCUCUAAAACUUUAAAUUCUGGAGAACUGGCUAGAAAAUCUUAGGAUUUUUUCAGCUCCAGGCCUUAUUAAGUACAAAUAAAUAUAUACAUAUUUUUCUCUCUUUAAUGUAUGUAGUUAAGUACAGGGCGAAUAAAGGUAUUGUUGUUGUUGUUUGUUUUGUUGUUGUUGUAAAAUAUGGCGACUUUGCGGAAGCGUACUGUUUCAUAAUUUUCAAUAGAUCACUCCGAACUUGGCAACGUCACUUAUCUUAAGGCGUUUCUUCAAUGGUGUCGAUUGUUUUCGCAAACUGAAAAUGUCGUUGAACGUAAUCAAAGACCUUAAUGACUGCCCCGUAUAAGCUCUGGUCUUAUACAUCUCUGUAAUGGGUUUUAAGAGGGCCUAUAACUGAGAGGUUUACAUCCGAGGGAGCUUAUGUUUGUGAUACACCGGAAUAGAAAAGCGCUUCGAAACAAGUAGCCUCCCAAGCAGGCGUUUUUAGGGGAGCUCGUAUCUCUUCCUCCCCGCAAACGCCUGCCCAAUAACAACAUUCCUUUCCCUUUGUUUUUUUUCGCGUUGUAAGUGACCAAUCAAAAGUUUUGAAAUAAAGUGCUGACCGGCUAAACACGACUCAUAAGCUCGUGGUAGUGUAAAAACGUGACCCUAGAGUUACCUUUUUCCUUCUUUUCUUUCCUUCGCUAAAGUUGUGCAGUGCACGGAGUAUUCUAAAAUCUGACUAAAUCUCACUUUUGCCGCUCUGAGUCCUAUAACAUUUAUUAGAGGUAAUAAAGCUUUCCCAGUGUUUCAUGGAGGUCAAGCAAUUAUUGGGUUACCCUGCGGUCCAGGUCAACCUUCCAGAAUUUGGUAGGUACGACGUGAUUGGCUAAGUUUAGGAAAUGAAUGUUGUUCUCGGUUGAGCAGGCGCUUUUGGGGAGGGACGAGAUACGAGCUCCCCUAGAAACGCUUGCUUGGGAGGCUAAGAAACAAGCUAAGCAAAAAUAUAAUAUGCAGUAUUUCUCGAUUUCUUUUUGCUGGAGUUGGCACUUUGUUCCUUUAUUAUAAAUGACGUUUUUGUACUUUUUAUGUCAGCCGAUCAAUACCAGGUUGGAGAAAAAGAGGAAAUCUCACUUGAAAUCAAACCGACAACACACACAGGACUUCUAUUGUCGGCUUGGGGGCAUGGAGAGAGCCCAGACUACAUUGUUCUGGAGAUGUCCAGUGGAAAC